Punctularia strigosozonata HHB-11173 SS5 is the source of this 483-nucleotide messenger RNA. RefSeq names its product glyoxalase I. The record is from RefSeq and is a predicted model, not a curated record. Gene Ontology annotation, molecular function: metal ion binding; lactoylglutathione lyase activity. The transcript is spliced from 5 exons. Lineage: Eukaryota; Fungi; Basidiomycota; Agaricomycetes; Corticiales; Punctulariaceae. Bases 1 to 483 code for a protein of 160 amino acids.
AUGGCUAGGGAUCCAGAGACCGCCGGCUUCAAGUUCAACCACACCAUGAUCCGCGUGAAGGAUCCGAAGGCGUCACUCGACUUCUACACGAAGGUCCUCGGUAUGGAGCAGAUCUCGGAGCUCAAGAUGGAGACCUUCACGCUCUACUUCCUCGCCUUCGACCACUCGGACGGCGCGCAGACCGCGGACGAGAAGGCCAAAGCGCGCUUCACCCGUGAAGGCGUCCUCGAACUGACCCACAACCACGGCACGGAGUCGGACCCCAACUUCCAGGGCUACUCCUCCGGCAAUAGCGACCCCGGCCGCGGCUUCGGCCACAUCGCCAUCACCGUGCCCGACAUCGAGAAAGCCUGCGCGCGGUUCGAGCAGCUCGGCGUGCCCUUCAAGAAGCGCCUCACCGACGGGAGCAUGAAGAACAUCGCCUUCAUCUUGGACCCCGACGGUUAUUGGAUUGAGAUCGUACCGGGAAACUUCCGUGCUUGA